This is a messenger RNA of Centrocercus urophasianus (Greater sage-grouse), 1491 nucleotides long. RefSeq names its product C-type lectin domain family 18 member A-like. Lineage: Eukaryota; Metazoa; Chordata; Aves; Galliformes; Phasianidae. The record is from RefSeq and is a predicted model, not a curated record.
AUGUCCUAGUGGUCCUCAAUCAACUCUCAGUUGUCCCAAAUCAUCUUACUGUGGUCUCCUGGUGGUCAACCGUGUCCUGACGGUCCCCAAACAUCUCCUGGUGGUUCUCAAUCAUCUCCUUGUGAUCCCCAGUCAUCCCCUGGUCUCCAGGUACAUCCAAGUGGUCCCCAGUCAUCUGCCAAUGACUCUGGUGGUCACCCAACAUUCCCUGCUCAUCUAUUAGUAGUCCCAGGUGGGGGACUACAGAUGUUCCCAAACAUCUCCUGGUCACCCAACAUCCCUUGGUGGCCCCUACUCAAUUCCUGGAGUCCUCAGGCAUCCCCUGGGUGCCUCCACGAUCUCCCGUUGCCCACCAGUGCCCCCAGCCCGGUGUCCCAGCAGGAGUGGAGCGAGGAGCUGGCACAGCUGGCGGUAGCGCGGGUGGCAGGCUGCCUGGAGGGCCCCGCUCCUCCUCCAGCCCCACAGCUUGGCUGGAGCGAGGCCUUGCUGCCGGUGGGUGCCGGGGGCUUCGUCGAGCUGCUGGAGCGCUGGUUUGCCGAGGGCCGACGCUACGACUAUGGAGCGGCACGCUGUGCUGGUAAUGCCACCUGCCGCCAUUACACCCAGCUGGUGUGGGCCACUGCACGGCGGCUGGGCUGCGGCAGGCAGCUGUGUGCGGGGAGCCGGGGCCGCAGCCAGGCCUUUGCCUGCGCCUACUCACCUGGGGGGAACUGGGAACUGGCCGGAGCCCCCAUCGCCCCCUACCAGCAUGGGCCCUGGUGCUCGCUGUGCACCGCCGGCCUUUCAGGCUGCUUCAAGUCCUGGGACCACGGCGGUGGGCUCUGCGAGGUCCCCAGGAACCCGUGUCGCAUGAGCUGCAGGAACGGUGCACACCUCAAUGUCAGCAGCUGCCAGUGUGCCUGUGCCCCCGGCUACACCGGGCGCUUCUGCCAAGUGCGGUGCAGCGUGCGGUGCCUCCACGGGAAGUUCCGGCAGGAGGAGUGCUCCUGCCUCUGUGAUGCUGGCUAUGGCGGUGCUGAGUGCGGCACCAGGGUCCCAUUCCCUUUCCAUGCCUGCGAUGUGAGGAUCGACGGUGACUGCUUCACCGUUUCCCCCGAGGCUGACACAUACUAUGGGGCCAAAGCCAAGUGCCAGGAGAAAGGGGCUAUGCUGGCUCAGAUCAGGAACCAGAAGGUGCAGGAUAUCCUAGCCUUCUACCUCAGCCGCCUGGAGAGCAGCAACAGGGUGAUGGACAACGACUUUGACACCUGUAACUUCUGGAUUGGUCUCACCUACAAGACAUCCAAGGCUUCGUUCCGCUGGGACACGGGAGAUCCUUCUGCCUUCACCAGCUUUGCUUUUGGGCAGCCAGACAACCAGGGGUUUGGGAACUGCGUGGAGAUGCAGGCAGCAGCUGCUUUCAACUGGAACGACCAACGCUGCAAGACCCGAAACCGCUACAUCUGCCAGUUCGCCCAGGAGCACAUCUCCCGAUGGCAGCGGGCCCCCUGA